Messenger RNA from Verruconis gallopava, 1861 nucleotides. RefSeq lists its product as uncharacterized. The coding region runs from base 598 to 1593 and encodes 331 amino acids. The record is from RefSeq and is a predicted model, not a curated record. Lineage: Eukaryota; Fungi; Ascomycota; Dothideomycetes; Venturiales; Sympoventuriaceae. The transcript has a single exon.
CUCGCGCGAGCCCACAACAUCGCCCGUGCCGACCUCGCUGCAGUUUCAUCGGAUCGUCCCAGCAGCUCUGAUUCGCGCUCGUGCUGUCAAUCUUCCACAGUCAUGGGUGAAAUUAAGUUGCUUUUCCAUGAGAAGGCGAUCGUCUUUUGACUGCCGCCGCUCUGUCCGCAUGUGAUGCUCCCGCAAUGAAGCGCCUAUAUCUCGCCUCCAGCAAACGCCUCGACCCGCACCGAGCGUGUCCAGAUUCCUCCGUAGUCUGCCCCGACUCCACUGCACUUCUCCUGUUGUCAUUACGUUGCGCUCUGCACCUCGAAAGUCAACUUCCCCAUUCACCUCUAGACCCUUUCGCUACCGCCCUUGCACAAAAAGAGCAGUGGGCGGUGAAGGUGGUGGCGUUUUGGCGGCUCCCGCUGCAGAUGGACACCCCAGUCCCAUGACUGUGAACUGGUUUCGGCAAGCAAAGCCUUUGGGGAAACGGUUGAUCCUAGUUGCAGGCUCCCAACAGAUGGUCAUUAUUAUUUCACCGCUAAAUAACACGCCGGCUUUAUAAACCACCGUCAGUACCUCUCCGACAUCACUCGGCCUUUAGCUCCCCAGAUGUCCCCAGAUCGGGGACAGGAGUGUUCUUCCGCAGCGGUGCGGACCUUCGGGCAAAGAAAGAGCGAGGACAACGCAGACGGCGGCUUCAGGCCUUCGCCCAGCAUUGAUGCCACAGUUCCUGAGGAGGACGUUCUUGCUGUCCCGGACUUUUCUACUUCACGACCCAUAAUGAUCACUUCGCAAACCAGUCACAGCAUUUCCCAACAUCAAAAUGAUAAUGCCAUGGACAAUCGUUCGCACGGACAAACAACCGCUGCGUCCAUAAAAUCGAUGUCAAGCACAGAAAACUCGCGCAGGGACUCCGCUAUCUCGGCCACCAGCCAACACCAUCGACGGCCAAAGACAGCUCGGUCAACCUCGAAGCGUUCCGUACGCACCGUCGCUGGCGACGAGCUGCCACAGACCAUGUCGCAUUCGGGUCGACAUCGACCUCGCAACCAGCGCUUCGCGAGCUCUGGUUCGAUCCACCUGCCAAAGACCAACAUCGAGGAGGCGCUUGCUCUCCAUGCUCGUAGCUGCUCUCUUUUCGCCGGAUCGUCCAGGCCAUCGACCUCGUAUGCUCCAGCGCCCUUGGCGUACAGUCCAUACACCCAUCCGACGCUGUAUCGCAGUCUGAGCUCCGCGGACGGCUUUUCGAUAUCUCAGUACCCUUCGCAUCCAGUCUCGCCCUAUCGGACCCCCCCUGAGUCGUCUGGCUUUGACGUUGCUGAUGAGCAAGAGCAAUACUACACCUCCUCAUUUCCUCCAACCGUGAUGCACUGGACUUCGGAAGAAGCGCGCUUGAGGGAGUACGCCGCCAUCGAUCGCGCCAACAGCGGCGUGCGCGGGCUGCUCAGAAAGUUCUUGCCCAAGUGCGUGACCAAGGGCCACCCCAAGUUCUACGACGAGAAGGACGGCUCGGACGCCGGUAGUGUGAGGAGAAUCAGAAUGGACGUCCCCAACGAAAAACAGGAGCGCAAGACGACGAAGCUGCCCCGCCACCUCACGUCUUGAACGUAUACCACAGCGCCGAUGCUCUACAGAGCUUUUGUUGCAUUUUCGUUAUUCCAGUUUGUUUCGUGUUGGCAUCAAGUUUUUUCUUUCUUUUUCUCUCUUGCAUAGAUACACCGGUGGUACAUGAAGCAGUAUGCAUUAAGAUACCCUAUCGAGCGAAGGAGCAUUUUGAAAAUUGGUAGAUACAGCGACGAUAGAACUGUCAAUAGUAUAACGUUUAGUGCCUCGCACACGAUGUUUGGGGCUCACCACAUUCCUCAACUAUCCG